AUGUUAGAUAACUCGGAAGACAUAGUUAUAAUUGAUAAUGAAAGACUUACAGUGGGUCAUUUAAACAAGAUAAAAGCAUUUGCAGCAAACGGUACCGCCCAUUACCCUAUAUCGACACUUAACGCACAUUUACUUAGCGGAUGGAAAUGGAAUACUAUCGUAGGGUACAAUGCGGCUGUUAAAAAAUUCAUAUUUUUCAAAAACCUGUCCGGCAACCAUAACUUCAAGUUACCGGCGUCGGACAAAGAUAUUGAAGACUUCUGUUUUUGGGCAGGACGAAAUUUGUAUCUAAACAACUCUUAUAAAAUUUUGGCAGGAUCUAUUAAAAAGUAUCUUUGCGGUCUAAAAGCCUGGCAUACUUUUCACGGGGUAGAAUACCCAGACGUAUCGGACAAACGGAUAGAACUACUACUGAAAGCGUCCUCAAAAGUCGAUGCAACAUUACCAACUAAGCCGAAGAAGCCACCGAUAAUGUUGAAACACCUGAUUUGGCUGUCGAAUGCAUUAUUCCCUGGCGGCGAUAUCGACAGAACGAUUAUGGAUCUGGCAAUCGUCGCAUUCUGGGGAAUGGCUAGAAUUGGAGAAUUCACAUACGAAAACACUCUGGGCGAUCUCAACAAGGAGAAUUCGAUUUUAACGUCGGAUGUACGAAUCAUCAAAUCAGCUAUUGGAGAGAAAGCGAUUUUGACUGUUCGCAACGCUAAAACGGCACAACCAGGGAAACCACAACAAAUCAUCGUACAUAGUUUAAACAACAUGAUAUGUCCUGUUUUAGCGAUUAAAAGAAGACUAGAUGAAGCGAAUGGUAACGAGACGUCUUUAUUUGGUUUUUAUCGAGAAGGCACAAGACGUCACUUAACGAGGACGAUUGCUGUCAACAGGAUCAAAUUAGUUUUACGAACAGGAGGUUUCGAAGGCCUACUCGGCCAUUCCUUCAGGGUCGGAGGCGCUUCAUUACGCUACGCAUUAGGGACACCAGUAGAAGAAAUAUGUCUGUUAGGAAGAUGGAUAUCAAAUUGUUAUAAGCUUUAUAUUAGGGAAUACUCGGAUGAAGAUACACAAGAGAGUAAAAGAAUUAUAUCAGAGCUGAACGAGUUGUGGGAAGAGGAUUAA
Puccinia graminis f. sp. tritici CRL 75-36-700-3 is the source of this 1113-nucleotide messenger RNA. RefSeq lists its product as uncharacterized. The coding region runs from base 1 to 1113 and encodes 370 amino acids. The record is from RefSeq and is a predicted model, not a curated record. Lineage: Eukaryota; Fungi; Basidiomycota; Pucciniomycetes; Pucciniales; Pucciniaceae. The transcript has a single exon. Gene Ontology annotation, molecular function: DNA binding. Gene Ontology annotation, biological process: DNA recombination; DNA integration.